GAAUAAUCAGGGACAUUCUAAUAAGGGGCAUCAGCAGCAGCAGGUGCAUGGGGGCGAGAUCGAAUUAUAAGGGAGCGGCGUGAACCUUCAGGGAAAAUAAGAACUCAGCAAUAAAAGAGAAUAGUGGAAACAAACAAAAGGGCAGAAAAGAGAAAUGCAAAGAGAAAUGCAAAGAGAAAAGUCCACCAGAGUAAGCUAAAGUGAAGAAAACAAAGGAAAAUAAAACAGAAAAGCAAAGUCAGUGCAUGGAGGCAGUGUAUAUACAGACAAAUAGAGAUCAGGGACGAGUGAAGUAUAUAAGUGUGAGCAGUGAUGUAACUAAGAGUACGUAGUGAAGGAUAUAAGUGUGAAGAAGAAGCAAGGAGGACCUAUAGAAGCGAUGCAAAGCAGAACAGCUCAAAAGAAGAAGAAGAAGAAGAAGGGGCGGGUGGCAGCACUGAGGCCGCCCCGUACAUGCUGGAGCCUGCAGAGUGGCGGAGGCGGAAAUCCCUCCUGUUGAGACACGGUGACCCUCCCUGCACUGACGCCUCCGCCGCCAUCACGUCACCACCACGGCCUCAUGUCAGGCAGCAGGUGAAGUGAAGAGGUAAGCAGCGGCGGUGUAGCGAGAGAACAACCACGCUCAAGAGGGCCUGCAGCAGCACCCUGUCCCCACACGAGAGGAGCCAAGUGUUGGACUGGUUUACGUUGUUUUAAAGUGAAUACUUCUGCCAUGGGGGUGUCUAAGUCUUAUUUCAUCGAAGGGUGGAGAGGAGGAGGUGUGACUAUGCCAUCUGACCUGACCCAAGCAGUACGCCCACUAGCUGCACUCCCGCAUAGGAGCUGUGAAGAUGCUGCCACCUGCAGCCCCCCACCUCCCUAUGUCACUGCUGAACUCAACAGCAGCAGCACUGGUGGGGGGCUGCAAACAUCCCUGGAGACAUUUGCUCCAGCAACACACCCAUCAAACAGUAGCAGAGAGGGGCAGGUGGGAUCCGGGGCUGGGGCUAGGACAGGUGUUGAGACCAGGGGACAGACAAUGUCUGUCCCCCAGGUUGUCAACAUGUAUCGUCUUUGUCCCAAGCUUAGAGAUGCAUUUGCCCCAGUAGGAGCAACCGACAGUGCCUACUCAUUCAGAGAGGUAGUGGUUCUGUUAAAGAAGUAUCUUUUCAGUAAAGAUUACCUCUUUGACCCUAAAAACAGGCUGUAUGUCAACUGUGAGUCUGAUCCCCUAGGACAGGCUCUGGGGGUGAAAAGGUUCCACUUCAAUGAUGUUAGGUCACUAAUUAGUCAAAACAUUAUUAAAGUGCAGCCUGCAAGUGGUCAGAGUUCUCUCUGUGGACCCACACCUGUACCUGAUAAAUUAAGUUCAAGCUCUUCAAGUGAUGCUUCAAGCUUGUGCAUUGAUAGAAGUAAUGGCAGCACAUGCGGGUUGUUAGUACCACCAGGUGCUGCAGCCUGCACACCAGUGACUGGGAUUGUAUCAUCCCAAGGGGGUCAAACUGGUCUUGCAAGUGAACCCACAACCAGUUCUGUGCCUGGACCUAACAGAGUUUGUGGAAAAGACCGGGUAUUGGCAGGACCAAGUAGCCCACCCCUGGACAUAAUCUGUCCAGACAUUCCUCAAAGCUGCUCUGAUACUGAAACCAUAUACAGCGUUCAGGGCUAUGAGACAGAAUACUGUCGUAACACUGAGUUUGAAAGCAGUGAAGAGGAAGAAGUGAUGGAAGUAAACAGCGAUACCUUUGAGGAGUACGAGCUACCCUCAGAUGACCCUGGGGACGAAAAGGAACAAUAUAGUGACAGCGACUCCACUGUUGAUGAUGUGGAGAUUGCAGUCCUGGCUUAUACAUUAGUCCAGGACGAUGUAGAGGACGGCUUUUGCGCUGACGAUGACUCUGAUACAGAUGAAGGGCUGUCUGAUGAAGAUAAUGACCCAGAGUGUGUCUCAGACCGCUGGGACUGUCUCACAUGUGGUUUAAAAAACAAGCCUUUUGUACGCUACUGUGGCAAGUGCUGGCAGUUGAGAAAGAAUUGGCUUCCUGACCGGCCCAAAAAACGUAAAAGAAAGCCCCGUCCUAAGAAAAGGAACCUGAGGAAGGGGAUGGCAUCUGGUUCAUCAGAACAACAGCCUUCCUCCCAGGAUACUUGUUCCUGGGAGGACUGCAAGGCAAGAAGUUGCACACCUGAAAGCAGCAUCGAUGAGAGUAUCCAUUCAGAGAAACUUGUCAAAACCUCAUCAAUUUCCAGCACAUCUUCUACGGGGAGCAGCAGCACACAGGACUCUGGGUUCGCCUCAUCUCAGGACUUGCUAUCACAGGACUUACUGGAGUCUCAAGAGCUGUCAGAAAAUUUUGUUAGAGAAAUAAGUGCUGUUGAAACUAAAGGACCACAACCAAGCACAAGUAAAGGAGCCACACAGAAAGUGGAAAAAGACCUGAAGGAUACUGUACAGCCAAAGACAUCAAGUAGUUUGAGAAGGAAAAGGAAGUCUUCCUCUUCAGAAGAUUUCAUUGCAGCAAAGCAUUCAAAGAAUAUGGAGGAGAAAGAGGAGGUGCCUUCUGAAAAGAUGGAAUCCCUGCCCAGUGAAGGCAGGACUUGGAAAAAUUCCUCAGAGGGUUUAAAUAUUUUCAGAUUAGUUCAGGUCUCUCCAGACGUCCAGGAAUCACGGACAAAGAAAAUUGCAGAGCUCUCAUCAUCCAGUGUUCCUGGUACAUCCUCAGGGUUCUCAUCAACAUGCUCCAUCUGUUGUCUUCGACCCAAGAAUGCUGCAAUAAUACACGGCAGGCUGUCACACCAAGCCACCUGCUACCAGUGUGCUCGGAGACUCCUUGAUGCAGGAGCUAGGUGUCCAGUUUGCCGGCGCAAGAUUCACAUGGUUUGCAAAAACAUCAUAGUAUAAUAAUGAACAGCUUUUAGACUUGUGACCCGAGUCUCAAUUUCCACUGAUAGUGUGAGCCUUUUCCACGUCUAUGUUAACUUGUCAACCACUGCCACAAUUUGCACAGAACAUAACCAAUCAGACAACAUUUUCUUUAUCUUAUAGGUAGCUCAAAAUAAAUGUAACCCACAAUAGAGAACAGAAAAGGAUGACAUGAGUGCUUGCAAUUGAAAGAUUGGAUAAGAGCCAAUAAUAAGUUGUGUCCCUAAUCCAGCAAGACUAUUAGUUUACAAUAUUGGUUGAGUUAUCAUUGGAAAGCACAGAAAAUGUAAAUUUAAUUUAGCAAAAAUGUCAUGUGUUCACAUUUUGAUUUUACGACCCAGUAGAUGACGAUAUCCCUAGCAAGCCUGUUUUUUUUUUUUUUUGUUUUUUUUUUUUUUGUAUUCAAUGUGUAAGCUUUUGAAGUUUUAAGUUGAAGAAAACACAUUCAUUAUCCUAAAAGUGAAUGUUAAGAAUAUCAUGUGCAAAAUAAGCCAAUUUUUACCAACUUUGAAAUGUUGAAUGGGGAAAUAAUGCCUUGGGGGAUAUUCUCAAAUACCUUUGGCAGUGGCAAGCUCAAUUAUAAAAAUUGCUGGGAUGGUAGGAUUUUAGACUU
This is a messenger RNA of Eriocheir sinensis (Chinese mitten crab), 3515 nucleotides long. RefSeq names its product E3 ubiquitin-protein ligase Mdm2-like. The record is from RefSeq and is a predicted model, not a curated record. Gene Ontology annotation, biological process: regulation of cell cycle; negative regulation of apoptotic process. Lineage: Eukaryota; Metazoa; Arthropoda; Malacostraca; Decapoda; Varunidae. The coding region runs from base 713 to 2881 and encodes 722 amino acids. The transcript is spliced from 7 exons. Gene Ontology annotation, cellular component: nucleus.